AUGAGGGAUUGGGAUCGAGGGGCCUUUAGAGAAUUUCGAAUCCCCACUAUUUGGGAUUUCUCUCUCUCUCUCUCUCUCUCUCUCUCUCUCUCUCUCUUGUGUUCCGCGGCUUCGGUGGCCAGCCGGGGCUAUAGCAUCACCCUCCUUCCUGGCGAUGACAUCGGCCCUGAGGUCGUCUCCGUUGCUAAGGAUGCUCUCUCCCUCGCUGGCUCUUAUGAAGGGAUUGAGUUUCGGUUCCGGGAGAUGAUGCUUGGUGGUGCGGCGCUGGAUGGUGUUGAGAUUCCGCUGCCGGAGGAGACGUUGGAGGUUGCCAAGCAGUCGGACGCCGUCCUUCUUGGAGCCAUUGGAGGGUAUAAAUGGGAUGCGAAUGAGAAGCAUUUGAAGCCAGAGGCAGGGUUGCUUCAGCUACGGCCAGGGCUUGGUGUGUUCCAGCCGCUGUGUUACCACAAAAUGGGAGAGAAGUCUUGUAACUAUUUUCUUGAAGUUAUCCCUCAAUAUAUUAUCGAAGAAAUCGUUGCAUAUAUCGCUUCAACAUUUUCUACAUCUCUUCAUGAUCUGAAAAUGUUACGUGCCUGUUGUGAAAGUUUUUGUGCAGCAAUGAAAAGUCGCAAAGUUGGCCAAUUUAUGCGAGUUGAUAAUUUAUGAUUUAUUGACAUGAAGGAGUACAUUAUUUUUCUUCAAAAUUGUGGCCGAAGAGACAAUUUGGAAACUCUUUUGGUGCUUGGAUUGGUGAAAACCUUAUCAUUCA
Dioscorea cayenensis subsp. rotundata (Guinea yam) is the source of this 748-nucleotide messenger RNA. RefSeq names its product 3-isopropylmalate dehydrogenase, chloroplastic-like. The coding region runs from base 1 to 645 and encodes 214 amino acids. Gene Ontology annotation, molecular function: 3-isopropylmalate dehydrogenase activity. The record is from RefSeq and is a predicted model, not a curated record. Gene Ontology annotation, biological process: L-leucine biosynthetic process. Lineage: Eukaryota; Viridiplantae; Streptophyta; Magnoliopsida; Dioscoreales; Dioscoreaceae. The transcript has 6 exons.